AUGUCGUUUCUGAGUACCAACGAAACAGGAGAGAAAUGUCAACGACGAGUCUCACAACGUUGCCAUUUACCACAUACCAGUUUCAGGAUCUGCAGUAGUACCAAUUAUAAUCCAAAACUAUAAUAGUAACCAAAUAAAAAUUAAUAAAAUAAAAUCUGCUUCUAAAUUUUAUUAUUUUUCUUAGAAUCCGAAAUUCGUCGUCUUAACAGGGAAUAGAAAUUGCAGAUCCGAAUCUCGUUUGGGAGUGAGGAAUUAGGAAUUUGAAUGUUGAGAUGUCUGAGAAUCACGUAGCGGAGCUGGUUUCGGAAGCGGAUUCGGAUUCAGGGGGUGGUGUGGGGCGCGACCAAUCAAAUGUGGAUAGCGAACCAAACACUGGUACAAAUCGAGACCAGCAGGGAGAGCGUGUUGAUAUUGGGGAACCUGAUGAUGAAAAGUCCGCAGAGGAUACUGCCAGGGAUGACAUGUUUGUUGAUUGUCCCGAUGAGUUAAUCGGGCACAAGGAUGACGAGGUUUCAACUGAGAAGAAUGAAGAUGACGGAACGGAGGAAAAUGAAGUUAUGCAUCACCAGCAGAGACAUUCUGUUGAAAUGGGCAAUGGAGUGGGGGAGCCUCACUCCCCAGACCAGCCGGAGAAAGCUGAUGCUGAGAAAGAACGGACUUUGCAGGAAUACCAGGAAGAAAGACAAACUGUUACACAGGGAGUGCUUGAUCUUCAUUAUCAGCUAAAGACUCUCACUGGCAAAGAGAAUGGAACUGAAGUUGGAGAUAGGGAAGUGAGUGAGUUUCCGUUGAGGGAGAUGAUAAAAGAAUGUUUGGAAUUUGUGAACACUGCUUCAGAAGACCGGUCAAACAGUGAAACCACUAUAAGUAAUCUUCGGGAACAUCUGUCUACCAGGGACCGUGAGAUAGAGGAUCUUAAUGCAAAGCUUGCUCAGUUAAUGGUAUCUAAUGAUAAUUUUCAGGUUUCAGCUCAAGCUCAACUUGAAAAGGAUCGUUUUGUUGAGAAUUUAAUGGAUAAGAUGAUAUCCUCUCUUGCAACAGUUGUCACUCAAGAACAAGUAUUGGAUGAUUCUAUUAGUGGGAAAAUAGUUUAUAUUGAAGAAGGCACUAUGCAUUUAAUUGGAAAGUAUAAUCAGAUUCUUUCUGAAAUUUAUCAACUUGGGCAAUCUUUCUCCGAGGUAGGCUUGGAUUCUAAAGAGCAGCAAUAUGGGAACAUACUUGCUGGUGCUCAUGGUGGGUUACUGGAGCUCAAAAGAAAGGAAACAGAAUUGGUUGAAAAACUGGCUCAGUUAGAAGAUGAAAACCGGAAAUUGGUUGAUGAGCUUGAUAAGGAAAAGGUGAUGAUAGGUACAUUGAAUACUGAGCUAGGAAAUUUGAAAAUAGAACUUGAGCAGGAAAAGGUUAAAUGUGCUAAUACGAAAGAAAAGCUUAGUAUGGCUGUUACCAAAGGAAAGGCAUUGGUACAACAGCGAGAUUCAUUAAAGAAGUCUCUGGCUGAUAAAUCCAGCGAGCUUGAGAAAUGUUUGCUUGAAUUGGAAGAGAAGUCAGUCGCUCUCCAAGCUGCUGAGGUUGCUAAGGAAGAGUUGACCCAUAGUGAAAAUAUGGUCGCGUCCCUACAGAACUCAUUAUUAGAAAAGAAUGCAAUUCUGGAUCAAGUGGAAGAAAUCUUGUCUUCUGAAUCUGAUGAUCCUGGGAUGUUUGAUGUGCCAGAGAAACUCAGAUGGCUUGCGGAUGAGAGAAGUACACUGAAGGAAGCCUUCAUAGAGUUAUGCAAAUUGAAGGAAUCUCUAUCUCUAGUGGAUAUACCAGAGCCUGUUUCAUCAUAUGAUUUGGAAUCACAAAUGAAUUGGAUUGUGGAUUCUUGUCUUAGGGCCCGGGAGAUCAUGGAAACUCUACAGGAAGAAAAUUCUACAAUCAUGGAAACAUCCCGUUACAAUAUUGAUCAGUUGAGUAUUACUCUUCUGCUGGAAUUGCAGGAAAAAUAUUACCUUCUGUCAGAAUUAACUGAUUUGAAGUUCAAAUAUGAUGAGCUUUUUGGCAAGAACUGUCAGAUUACUUUGGAGAAGGAUCAGAUAGUCAAUAUGUUAGUUGAUCUUUGUGGCCUGAACAAGGAUGAUGAAGGGAUUGACUAUUCCAACACUUCUGUGAUCAUCGACUUAUGCUUUCAAAUUCUAAAAGGGCAGAGUGGUCCCUUCUCUAGAGCAUCUAAGAUUGAUGCUGAGUUGUUUGAAAGCAUGCAAAGUCUCUUGUACGUUAGAGACCAAGGUUUAAUACUCUAUGAAGAUAUACUGGAAGAGGAGAUGCUAAUUAGAUCAAGUACAAAUAAGCUUUCUGAAGAACUAAAAGUGGCAUCUAAGGAAAUUAUAAUUCUGAAAGAAGAAAGGAGUUCUCUGCUGCAAGAUCUUGAUCGAUCAGAGGAGAAGACUGCCAUGAUUAGGGAUAAGUUGUCCAUGGCAGUUAAGAAGGGAAAGGGGCUGGUUCAGGAUAGGGACAAUCUAAAAGGUCUUCUAAAUGAAAGGAACGCAGAGAUUGAGCAGUUGAAGGCUGAUUUGCAGAAGCAAGAAUCUGCUGUUUCUGAAUACAGGGAUGAGAUCAACCGAUUGUCCAGUGAUUUGGAAGGCAUCCCAAAGCUGCAGGCUGAUCUUCUGGAAAUGGAAAGGGAGAGGAAUCAGUUAGAACAAUUCUUAACGGAGAGCAAUAACAUGUUACAGAAAGUGAUGGAGUGUAUUGACGGUAUCAUUCUUCCGGUUGAGGCUGUUUUUGAUGAACCAAUAGAAAAGGUGAAGUGGCUUGCUGGUUAUGUCAGUGAAUGCCAAGAUGCCAAGGUACACAUAGAGCAAGAGUUGCGGUUAGUGAAGGAGAAUGCCAGUAUACUUGAAAUUAAAGUAGCUGAAUCCCAAGCCACUGUAAAAUCCCUUGAACGGGAAUUAUCAUCUUCGAAUGACAGUGUUUCUCAACUGGCUGAAGAGAAAACAGAAUUAGAACAUCAGAAUGGAAAAAUGGAAGAAGAGUUACAGAAAGUUAAAGAUAAAGUUGCUGAGGUUUUCAGUACCAAUAAGUCACUCGAAGAUGCCUUAUCAGAAGCAGAAAAAGAUAUUUCUAUUCUUUCCACAGAGAAAGAGCAAGCUCAAGCUAGCAGAGUUGCUGUUGAAAGAGAGUUAGAGAGUUUUAAAGAUGAAGCUGCCAGUCAAGCAAGCAAACUGGAAGAGGCCAGCGGGAUCAUAAAGGAUCUGGAAGAUAAACUACAUCAGGUUGAGGGUACUAAGAAGUCACUUGAAGAUGCGUUAUCAGAAGCAGAAAAAGAUAUUUCUAUUCUUUCCACAGAGAAAGAGCAAGCUCAAGCUAGCAGAGUUGCUGUUGAAAGAGAGUUAGAGAGUUUUAAAGAUGAAGCUGCCAGUCAAGCAAGCAAACUGGCAGAGGCCAGCAGGAUCAUAAAGGAUCUGGAAGAUAAACUACAUCAGGUUGAGGGUACUAAGAAGUCACUUGAAGAUGCGUUAUCACAAGCAGAAAAAGAUAUUUCUAUUCUUUCCGAAGAAAAAGAGCAGGCUCAAGUUAGCAGAGUAGCUGCAGAGAGAGUGUUAGAAAGUUUUAAUGAUGAAGCAGCCAGUCAAACUAGCAAACUGACAGAGGCCAGCAGGACCAUAAAGGAUCUAGAAGAUAAACUAUAUCAGGUUCAGGAUACUAAUAAGUCACUUGAAGAGGCGUUAUCAAAAGCAGCAAAGGAUAUUUCUAUUCUUUCCGAAGAAAAAGAGCAGGCUCAAGUUAGCAGAGUAGCUGCAGAGAGAGUGUUAGAAAGUUUUAAUGAUGAAGCAGCCAGUCAAACUAGCAAACUGACAGAGGCCAGCAGGACCAUAAAGGAUCUAGAAGAUAAACUAUAUCAGGUUCAGGAUACUAAUAAGUCACUUGAAGAGGCGUUAUCAAAAGCAGCAAAGGAUAUUUCUAUUCUUUCCGAAGAAAAAGAGCAGGCUCAAGUUAGCAGAGUAGCUGCAGAGAGAGUGUUAGAAAGUUUUAAUGAUGAAGCAGCCAGUCAAACUAGCAAACUGACAGAGGCCAGCAGGACCAUAAAGGAUCUAGAAGAUAAACUAUAUCAGAUUCAGGAUACUAAUAAGUCACUUGAAGAGGCGUUAUCACAAGCAGCAAAAGAUAUUUCUAUUCUUUCUGAAGAAAAAGAGCAGGCUCAAGUUAGCAGAGUAGCUGCAGAGAGAGUGUUAGAGAGUUUUAAAGAUGAAGCAGCCAGUCAAACUACCAAACUGGCACAGGCUAGCAGGACAAUAAAGGAUCUAGAAGAUAGACUAUCUGAGGUUGAGGGUAAUGUCAAUUUAUUGACUGAAAAGUAUAAUGCUGAUCAAGUUGUCAAGACUGAGACAGAAAAUGAAUUGAAGAAGCUGCAAGAUGAAGCUGCAAAUCAUGCCAACAAUUUGGUAGGUGCCUCUGAAACUAUAAAAUCACUGGAGGAUGCAUUAUCAAAGGCACAAGAUAAUGUUUCCGCCUUAGAAAAUUCAAAUAAAAUUGCAAAGCAAGAGAUAUCUUCACUCAGUUUGAAGUUAAAUUCAUGCAUGGACGAGUUAGCUGGAAAGAAUGGCAACUUAGAAAACAGGUCCUUAAAGCUCAUUGGACUCCUUAAUGAUCUUCAGGUGCUCAUGAAAGAUACUACACUAUUUCCCAGAAUAAAACAAUUCUUUGAGAGGAAAUAUGAGACCCUGAAGAAUAUGAAUCUCGUUGUCAACAAAAUUAGAGAUAAUGUUGCCUUGACUGCAAAGGACACAAAAGGACAGCUAGUGAUGGAGGAAAAUACACUUUUGAGAAAAACAUUCUUGGAUGGUCCUCAAAAUUUUGAAGUUGAACUGGACAACACAGAGAUUGAUGGUGCUGAUAUUGACACCAUAAUCUUAUCAUUUGGAAAGAUUGUGAAAGCAUUUGAGUUGAGCUACAAACACAUUGCAGAUAAGUUUGAUGAAUUUUCAGAUUCUAUGGAUGAGUUUAUUUCUCCUCUCCAUGAAAAACUGUUGGAAACUGAGACCAUCUCGGAGACUAUUGUCCAGAACAUGGAAAGUAUGAAAGAAGAAGCAAAUACCAUGAAAAAGUUGAAAGAAGAACAGGAAAAUAUUAUUGCCACUUUACAAAACAAUAUCAGUGUUUUGCUAUCUGCAUGCACUGAUUCUACCAUUGCACUUGAGAGUGAAGUUGACAAGAAUCUUGGGCUACUAGACUCCAUCCCUGAGGUUGAAAAGUUAAACCUUGAAGCAGGUGUGCAAGCAGAUCAUCAUAAGAACAGUAAAUACGUGGAGGCCACACAUAAGUUGUUUAGUACUUCUAGAAAAGCUCAAGCUUUGAUCAGACAGUUUGAAUGUAGAAGUGAGCAGUUAGGUGCAACAAUUGAAGAUUUACAGAAUAAAUUGAAAGAAGCAACAGUUGCUUUUGAAUUAGUCACAGGUGAUAGAGACUUAAAUAAAAGCAGAGUUUCGCUGCUGGAAUCUGAUAUUCAAUCACUCCAAAGUGCUUGCAGUGAGCUUAAGGAUAAGUUAGAGAGUUAUCAUGCCUUAGAAGAACAAUUGAAAGAAAAGGAGGCUGACAUUUCAUCGAUGCGCAAUGCUUUGUUGGCAAAAGAAGAAACCCCCCUCCUUACAUCAUCUCAAAUGAGGGAUCUCUUUGACAAGAUAGAUAAGAUCAAAAUCCCUAUUGUAGAGUCUGAAGAUGACUUGGAGCUACCUACUUCAGACCCUAUGAAAAAACUCUCUUACAUUAUUGAUAGUAUUACUAGGUUGCAUAAUCAAUUAAACUCUAUGUCUCAUGAUAAAGAAAAGCUGCAGUCAAUCCUUGAAAUAAAGGAUCUUGAUAUUAAGGAUAUGAAGGAGGAAGUUAAACAACUCAGUAGAAACUGUGAAGAUGCAAAAAUGCUCAAGAAUGAAUUGUCUGAGCUCACUUAUGUAUUAGAAAAAAUUAUGGAUAUUUUGGGAGCUGGUGAAGGGGUUGUAAAUAGGAAAUCCAAGGGUUUGAAGGAAUUAAUACCAGCAUUGGAAAAACGUAUUGUUGCCAUUCGUUCAGAAUCUGAUGAUUCAAAAUCCAAGGCCCAAGAACUUGAUAUUAAAUUAGUUGGAAGUCAGAAGGUUAUUGAUGAAUUAAAAACCAAGGUUAAACUACUUGAAGAUUCACUUCAAGAUAGGACUUCUCAGCCAAACAUUGUCCAGGACAGGAGCAUAUAUGAAGCAUCCUCAUUACCUACUGGGUCUGAGAUAACUGAAGUUGAAGAGGGUUCAUCACGUGGCAAGAAAGCAAUAUCACCGGUCUCAUCAGCUGCUCAUGUGCGGAAUAUGCGAAAAGGAUCUAAUGACCAUCUUGCACUUGAUAUUAGUACGGAGUCUGAUAAUUUGAUUAAUAGAGUGGAUACGGAUGAGGAUAAAGGUCGCGUAUUCAAGUCUUUAAACACUUCUGGAUUUGUACCAAAACAUGGAAAGCUCAUUGCAGAUCGUAUUGAUGGACUCUGGGUAUCUGGUGGUCGAGUUCUCAUGAGUCGUCCUAGAGCAAGAUUAGGAGUUGUUGGUUAUUUGCUUAUCUUGCAUAUCUGGCUGCUGGGAACCAUCUUGUAGAAAAGUUGACAUCAAACCUACCUGGACUGCUCAACAUUGGAUCUCCGGCGUCUGCAAAUUGUAUUAUAGAUAUAAAGUUGUCUCUUUUUAUUUUUUCUUUUUAUUCUUAAUGAAGCCUAACCCGUUUUACUCAUAUCUCGUCAAAUCCUUUAUUUGUUCUCUGGAGUCACAUUUUAGGGAUUCAGAGAUUCUGGUCUUCAAUGUUUGGGCUCAUAUUUUGACAGUUUUUUUUUUUUUUAUUUUCAAAAUCGAAGCCCCUUCAUUGUAUUGACCUACAAUUGUUUCAGUAUCAUAGUAUGUGGUGGGUAGAAAGUAGGUAGAUGAUUUUUUUUUUGCAUGCCAAUGUAAUAAAACUGUAGAAAGAUUUUAAGGGUGAUUCAUUUAUACAGUGACCAUUUGAAGGAUAGCUCUUCUCUCUCUUUAUCGAGGAAAGCUUGUAUAUGUGAUUUUGUAUGUUUUCAUUGUUUUA
Vigna unguiculata (cowpea) is the source of this 7056-nucleotide messenger RNA. It is a transcript of the gene TNO1, whose product is annotated as TGN-related, localized SYP41 interacting protein. Gene Ontology annotation, cellular component: cytoskeleton. NCBI's taxonomy places the organism in Eukaryota, Viridiplantae, Streptophyta, Magnoliopsida, Fabales, Fabaceae. The record is from RefSeq and is a predicted model, not a curated record.